Messenger RNA from Paramecium tetraurelia, 504 nucleotides. RefSeq lists its product as uncharacterized. Lineage: Eukaryota; Ciliophora; Oligohymenophorea; Peniculida; Parameciidae. The transcript has 2 exons. The record is from RefSeq and is a predicted model, not a curated record.
AUGUCAGCAACAAAUAGCAAUUCUCCUAAACCAAAAACCUAAUCUAUGUCUUACUCCAAAUCAGAAGUCUUGUCGAAUUCAAAUGAUGUAGUCUAUAGAGGUCCAAAAAGUGAAAUAAUAUAAUCAAACAAAAUUUUGGACGAGGACCAUUUUGACAGUUAAUAAUCUAAAAGCAAGUCUGGGAACUACUUUAAUAUCAUAAUCAUAGGAUUAGUUAUUUUAGGAUUAACCGCUGGCUUAGUGAUUGGAUAUAAAAUAAUGAAAUCAGGAAAUGUUUAGGAUGAAGAACAAAUGAAUGUGUUUGUGAACAUAGUCUCACAAUCUCUAUUAAGUAAUCUUGAAUAACAAAAAUUUCUUAUAAUAGAUGAUUAACUUAAAUCAUUGAAAAAGUUUUAUGAAAAACAAUUAACUAAUACUAUUUGGUCUAAGAUUGUGACGCAUAUUCAAUAAUAACCUAAUGUAUUACUUAGUUAAGAUAAGAAAAGAUGGAUAUUGAAAGUGUGA